GAAAUAAACAUGUGUCACUUCAAGCUGCUGGGAGUUUGUGUACAGAGUUAUUACACUGUUCACCUCACCAUAAUGGACUUUAACUGUCUGAAGGCCAAGCUGAUCUUCGGCCUGAAGGGGAAGAAGAAGAAGAAAACCAACAAAGACCUGGUCCUGGCAAACAAGGGAGCUGUGGAGAGCGAGGCCGAGGCUCCUUCUGAAGAGUCGUCUCUGCUGGAGGCAGAAAACAUGGAGGAACAAACCGGACCCUCUGCAGUCAGGACCAGGAUCUUACCAAACACCAAGAGAGCCAAACUGAAGACUCGCAUCCAGGACAGUGAAGGGAAACCACAGAGCUUCCAGAUCGCCAUCAACAUCACCGAGGCCCGACAGCUGGUGGGAGAGAACAUCGACCCCAGCGUGGUGAUCGAGAUCGGAGAUGAGAAGAAACAGACUUCAGUCAAAGAGGGGACCAACGCUCCCUUCUACAACGAGUACUUCGUGUUCGACUUCUUCGCACACAAAGAAGUGUUCUUUGAUAAAGUCAUCAAGCUGACGGUGAUGCACUCUAAAAUGUUGAGGAGUUUCUGCAUCGGGUCGUUUAAGCUGGAUGUAUGGACCGUCUACAAACAGCCAGGUCACCAGUUCAUCAACAAGUGGGCCAUGCUGACCAACCCUGGUGACAUCAGCACCGGGGUCAAAGGUUAUGUGAAGUGUGACAUCAGCGUCUCGGCGAAGGGAGACGCCACGCAGCCCGGACAGAAAGCGAGUGAUGCAGAGGAGCAGAUAGACAAGAAUCUGCUGAUACCAGAAGGUUUCCCCUCAGAGCGACCGUGGGCUCGUUUCUAUGUGAAGGUGUACCGAGCUGAAGGCCUUCCCCGGAACAACUCCAGCAUCAUGGCCAACGUCACCAAGGCCUUCAUCGGAGACAACACGGCUCUCAUAGACCCGUAUGUGGUCGUCAGCUUCUUCAAACGCGUGGGUCGCACAGCCACUCAGAAGUCCAACGCUGACCCGGUGUGGAACGAGCAGAUCGUCUUCAUCGAGAUGUUUCCUCCUCUGUGUCAGAGACUGAAGAUCCAGGUCUGGGAUGAGGGGAGCAUGAGUGAUGUUGCUAUUGGAACACAUUACUUUGACUUGAGACGGAUCUCUAAUGAGCAGGACGGGGACAGAGGGUUCUUACCGACCUUCGGUCCUGCGUGGGUCAACAUCUACGGCUCUGCCAGGAACUUCUCUUUGGGUGACGACACGGUGGAGCUGAACGAGGGCAUCGGAGAGGGAGUGUCCUACAGGGGUCGGGUCUACAUGGAGCUGGCUGUGGAGAUCCUGUCAGGAGGGACAGGGUCUGAGUCCAAACUCAGCAAAAUGGUGAAGUCAGUGAAGGAUCCUAAAGCAGGGAAAGCUGGAGGGAAGGACGGGAAGGCGGCUGCAGGAGGAGGAGCGGGAGGAGCUGCAGGAGGAACCGCUGAUGAUGACAGAGGGAAGUCUGUGGCGGCUGAGGUGAUGCCUGUGGAUAAUCCUCCUGUGCUGAAUGCAGACCACCAGGAGAACUAUAUUCUGUUCGGGUCGUUGUUUGAAGCCACCAUGAUCGACCGGAAGAUCGGAGACAAACCAAUCAGCUUCGAGUUCUCUAUGGGUAACUUUGGUAACAUCCUGGAGCCGACAGGCGUCCCCGCUCCGAGUCCCUCCAUCGGUCGCAGGAGUCCUUUAAGUCCUAGGUCGCAGGCGGUCCAGGACAAAGGUGACACAUUGGGCACCUCUCUCAGCCCCUCCUCCCAAACCUCCCCCCUGUUACCCAGAGACUCCAAAGACGGCGCUCCGAUGGCCUCCAAGUCCAGCACGCCUCCGGAGAAGCCGCUCAUCGUGGACGGGAACAAGUACUACAUGUAUCUACCUCUGGAGAAGCAGAAGCCGUGCAUUAACGUGAUGAGUCACUGGGAGGACCGAACCUACCGACUGUGCAACUCCAACAUGCUGGAGAACAUCGCCUUUCUGUUCGAGGAGGGCGUGGCCCGGGCAACCGAGCUCCACAAGAAGUUAGAUCCAGGAGCCGAGCCGAUGCUGAAAACCACCCUCAAAGAGUUCUGUAUGGACGCCAGGAGCUUCAUCACAGCAGCAGAGGCCAAGCUGAAGGCGGAGCUGAAGUCGAGCUACCUGACGCAGCUGGACAAGAAGCGCCUCACCAUGUGCAAACAGGAGCUGGAGAUCAUGAUAGAAGAGGCUCAGUCUUUGGGAGAGAGGAAGAGGAAGGUCCCCGGAGUGAAGGGAAUGCUGCAGAAUGCAACCAAACUCACAAUGAAGCUCCGGUUCCUGGUGGUGGAGCCUCAGCACACCGUGCCGGACGUCUUCGUGUGGUUGUUGAGCAACAACAAGCGUGUGGCGUUCGCUCGGGUCAAAGCCAGAGACCUGUUGUUCUCCGGAGACCAGGAGUCCAGAGGAGUCCACUGUGGGAAGAUCAUCACGCUGUUUUUAAGGCCUCCAGGGAAGAGGGUGUCUGGACUGUCGGUCCAAGCAAAGCUGGACGUGUAUCUGUGGUUUGGUACCUAUGAGGACUCAGUCAGCAUGCUGGACGACCUACCUGCAGGAUUCAGACCAGGAGCAGGGGGCACUGAUGCCAGCAGCCCUCCAACAUGCCUGAUCAGUGCAGAGCAGCAUAAGUUCCACCUGAGGUGUCACAUGUAUCAGGCUCGUGGUUUGAUCGCUGCUGAUAACAGCGGCCUGUCUGACCCGUUCGCCAGAGUCACGUUCCUGUCUCACUGCCAGACCACCAACGUGAUCAAUCAAACCCUCAGUCCGACAUGGAACCAGUGUUUGCCGAUGAGCCGCCUCCAGCUGAGCGGGGAUCUGCAGCACAUCCAGGAGGAGCCGCCUCGCAUCCUGAUCGAGGUGUACGACGAUGACGCUCUGGGUAAACCGGAGUACCUGGGAGCCACGGUGGCGGUCCCUGAGGUCCGCCUGAACUCUGAUCCUUACACGCCUCCGACCCUGAAGUACAGCCCGCUGCACUGUAGCAGCCAGGCCGGAGGAGACCUGCUGGCUGCCUUCGAACUGCUGCAGAUCCCAGAGUCUGGAGAGGGAGGUCUGCCAGCGCUGGAGGAUCAGGAAGGAGGGAUCUACAGGGUCCCUGCUAACAUCAGACCUGUUCUCAGCACCUACAGGCUAGAGGUGUUGUUCUGGGGUCUGAGGGAGCUGAAGAAGGUCCAGUUCCUGUCUGUUGAUCGUCCUCAGGUCUUCAUAGAGUGUGCAGGUAAGACUCUGCGCUCCUCCGUCAUCCAGAAGUACAAGUCCAACCCAAACUUCCCCACGCUGGUCGAUGCCAUCGAGCUGGAGCUACCUGAGAACGAACAGCUCCACCCUCCUCUCAGCAUCACGGCGGUUGACUGGAGAGCGUUCGGUCGCAGCACGCUGGUGGGGAAUCACGUCGUCAACAACCUGAAGGCCUUCAAAUACAUCGCACCUCCACCGCCGCCUGCUCCCCUACCGGCUCCCAAACCACGCAGGGUCUCCUACACACCUGAGCUGGAUCCGCCUCCAGAGCCGCCUUCACAGAGCAGUGAAGCGGGACCGUCCCAGCUCUCCAUACAGACCGGUCUAACUGUUCCUCUGAAGACUCAGGAUAUCCUCAUCACUGUGGAGGAUGAACCUCCGCCUCCAGCCCCGCCCACCUCCAAGAGAGACGCAAAGAAGCCCCGCCCAUCUGACGCAAAGAAGAAGGACGGGAUGACGAAGAGCUCCCGCCGCUCCACCAAACGCAGGAAGAGGACGGUGGCUGACGAAUCAGCAGAGUGCGUCAUCGACUGGUGGUCCAAAUACUACGCCUCUGUAGAGAAAGAGACCAAACAGAAGGACGGCUCUCUCCUCCCUCAGGUCUUUGACAAAGCGUCGACUUACAGCGGCUUGCUCAGCGCUGGAAUAGACUCCCUGGUCAGCCACUCGGACGGAGACAAGAAGAAGAAGACACUGAAAGGAAAACCGACCGUGGACCCUAAACUUGGUGUUCCUGCUAAGUUAGCCACACUGAAGCUCUAUAACAAGGAGCUGGAGGCGGAGUUCGGGCCUUUCGAUGAAUGGGUGAAGACGUACGAACUCUACAAAGGGAAAGCCAACGACGAGGACGGCGGCACAGACGAGAGAUUCGUUGGUAAAUUUAAGGGGAGAUUCUGCCUCUACAAACUGACCGAGGAUGACGACGAGGACUUGGAAGAAGCUGUGGACUCUGGGCUCUUAAGAGUCAACAGAGGAAUCCCUCCCAACACCCCGAUCCAAGUCCUCAUACGGGUUUACGUGGUCUCUGCGUCCAACCUGCACCCGGCGGACCCUGACGGUAAGGCCGACCCUUACCUCGUGAUCCGGCUCGGCAAGAACGAAAUCAAAGACCGAGACAACUACAUCCCCAAACAGCUGAAUCCUGUGUUUGGACGGUCUUUUGAGAUCCAUGCCACGUUCCCGAAGGAGUCUCUGCUGUCGGUGGUGAUCUACGACUACGACAUGGUGGGAGGGGACGACCUGAUAGGAGAGACUCGCAUCGACCUGGAGAACAGGUUCUACACCCGCCACAGGGGCACCUGUGGACUCCCUGCUGAGUACAGCCUAGACGGGUACAACGCGUGGAGAGACUGCCUGAAGCCUUCAGAGCUGCUCAGCAAGAUGUGCCGAGAGAACGGCGUGGACGGUCCUCACUUCAGACCGGGGCGGAUCAUCGUGGCAGAGAAGGUGUUCACGGGGAAGACCCUGUUCAUGAAUGAAGACCAGCCUGUGGAGUCCUACGAGCACCUGUCUCUGAAGAUCCUGCACCGCUGGGCUGAGAUCCCAGUGGUGGGAUGUAAACUGGUGCCAGAACACAUCGAGACUAGGACUCUGUUCAACAAGGCCCGACCCGGCAUGGACCAGGGUCAGGUCCAGAUGUGGGUGGACAUAUUCCCCAUGGACUUACCUCAUCCAGGACCCGCUGUGGACAUUUCUCCUCGUAAACCUAAAGGGUACGAGCUGAGGAUCAUCAUCUGGAACACUGAAGACGUGAUUCUGGAGGACAGCAACUUCCUGACCGGUCAACAAUCCAGCGACAUCUACGUCAAGGGCUGGCUCAAAGGACUGGAGGACGACCGCGAGGAGACAGACGUCCACUACAACUCUCUGACCGGAGAGGGAAACUUCAACUGGCGCUUCGUGUUCCCCUUCUUCUACAUGCCAGCUGAGAGGGUGGUGGUGGUGAGGAAGAGAGAGAGCAUCUUCUCUCUGGAUAAAACGGAGCAGAAGCUUCCUGCGAUCCUCAUCAUGCAGGUCUGGGACUUUGAGACGCUCUCCUCUGACGACUUCCUGGGCGCGGUGGAGUUAGACCUGCAUGGAUUCCCUCGAGGAGCGAAGACAGCGAAGGCGUGUAAGGUGGACAUGCUGACGGACGGGACGGACAAGAUCUCCAUCUUCCAGCAGAAGAGAGCGAGAGGAUGGUGGCCCUUCACCAAGUCUGGAGACCCCACGGGGAAGGUGGAGGCGGAGUUUCAUCUGGUGACGGCGGAGGAGGCGGAGAAGAAUCCUGUUGGGAAAGCACGAAAGGAGCCGGAGCCGCUGCCGAAACCAAACCGUCCCGACACCUCCUUCUCGUGGUUUGUUAACCCCUUCAAGUGUUUCUUCCACCUCAUCUGGAAGAACUACAAGAAGUACAUCAUCGCCGCUCUGGUCCUCCUCAUCACGGCGCUGUUCCUCGCUCUGCUCUUCUACACGCUGCCCGGCGCCAUCUCUCAGAAGAUCGUCAACGGAUAGAAACACAGACUCAGAACACACACACACACACACACACACAC
Molecule: messenger RNA, 5780 nt
Organism: Notolabrus celidotus (New Zealand spotty)
Lineage: Eukaryota; Metazoa; Chordata; Actinopteri; Labriformes; Labridae
Gene: fer1l6
Product: fer-1 like family member 6
Exons: 46
Coding region: 10-5739 (1909 amino acids)
Biological process (GO): plasma membrane organization
Cellular component (GO): membrane
Source: RefSeq, a predicted model, not a curated record